CAUCGGAGCAAGUCGACAGCAAAAAGGAAGCGCUGGAGCAGCAGCAGCAGCCCGAGUGUGAGUGCGUGGUGUGAGAGUGUGCGACAGAGCAAGACACCGCCGCCGUGCGAAGAAGCAGCAGCAGCAGCCGGAGUGAACGGCAAAGAGUUUGAGUGUGUGGUGUGUGUGUUUUUUUUUAUCGGUGUUAGACAAUUGUUGGUGACACGGAGGAAUGACCAAAGCGAGCGAGCGUUCACUUUCGUCGCCGUCGUCGAGGCUGGUUUUUCCGUCAACAGUUUGCUGCGUUCUGUGGUAGCGCCUCUGUCGUCCUGUGUGGCACAUACUCUGCGUGCGUGCUCGUGUGUUUUCCAACCCGGUCGCCGGUUGCCUGUGUGCGGUGCUCAAAAGACUAAUAAAAAACCAUUUUAAUGGAGUUGAAAUACUCGCCACCGCAGCAGAAGUCGACAGCGUGCAGCAUCUUAUUACUGGCAGCGAGCCUGAACGGUGGCGGAGAAGCAACAAUCGGCCGAGCCAGCCGAAAAGUAGUAGGCCGGGGUCGUCGUCUGUGCGGUAAACAACCUCCGCUGCAAUCGGCAGCAGCAGCACCGUGAGCGCGCGCUACAUCUCCAGGAAUCAAUGCCAAAAAUCUACCUCGAACCAGUUUGUUUGUUUUUUACAACAGAAGAAAAGCAAGAAGAGCUGCAAAAACUAAACCAGCAAUAGAGAAAAGGCUUCUCGGUUUUCGGUGGAAGAAAACACGGUUCACAGCGAACAACAAACCCUUCUCUAGCACGUCACGGUCAAAAGGUGUUGUGUGCAGUGUGUGUGUGUGCGUGCGUGUGUGUGAUGUGGUGUAGUGUGUUCUAGUUGUCAUCGGGAAGAACAUCGUCCUAUCCAUCCUAUCAUACGGAAUGCUUCUUUUUUCCUAAACAAAAAAAACUCCCCCCGGUUCUGUCCCAGUUUUUCUCGGUUUUCGCCACGGUGUUGUGUGCGGCCUCCGUUCAACGACUCUGUUUCCCGCGCGAUUGAACUUUCGGCGUGUCAGCGUUCGUGUGUGAGUGAAAGCAAAAAUCGAUGUUACAGCAUUUUCCCAGCCUUCUGGUGUACGUUCCUCCUUAUACUACCCCCCUCGCGCUUGCCCCUUGUGCGUUAUCGGUUCGGCUCUGCUGUGAGAGCAGCCGGGAGAAAAGAGUGCGUGACACGGCAUUUUGGACGAAGCUCGCGAGAGGAGUUACCUCUUCAGGGUGAAAAAUUCCUCGCAGGAGAAGCGGUUCAAGUGGAUGAAUUUGAGAAGAAAUCGUCGGUGACGUAAAAUAAAAAAAAUAAAAAUACAAAGGCUAAAAGGAGGAGCGCCACAGAGUGUCCCGAGAAAGACGGCCAAGAAUCGUGUUGCAAAUGAACACCACCGAAACGUGAUGAUUUUCCACGAAGAACGAAGCAAGAAACGACAACAGUAAAACUCACACGCGGCGACUGCCUGUCCAAGUAGAAUUUUGCAGCAAAUAUCCGCUACCUUUUUGGAGGAAAAGCUCCAGGAAAAGAAGACAGAAAACCUCGUUUUAGCCAACGAACAAAAGCCGCAACGCGUACCCCAGCAGGCGACGACUUGUGUUGUGUUUCGCCACUGUGUGUUAUUCUUUGAAACUUCAGGGAAUCAACUCGAGAACUUGAAGCUAAAACGCCCCCCCCAGAAUUUCUACCCGUCGCUCCGUUUUUUUUGAGUUCUUUUGUUUAUGCUCUUCUGUGUGUAUGCGCGCGUGUGUGCGAAAGACUCGAGUGAAGACGUUUGUUUGGUUCCGGGAAGACUAAAUUGUGCUGCCGGUGAAGACAAUUCCCGAAAAAAAAAAUCGAAGUACACAAAGGCGGCGCGUGUAAGCGAAGCGAAACUGUGUGCAAGUGUGUGCUGUUUCGAUGUAUGCGUGUGCCGUGUAAUUGUUGGUUGCUUGCUGUCGAUACAAUAAAACAGAUUUCCGGCAAAUCUAUCUUGGCCCUUUUUACAGGCCUCCAAAUGUCCGGGCGCUUCCUGGAAAGCUGAAGAGAAUCGGAAGGCUAAUAAUUCCAGAGCAGGACAAACUUUUCCCCCCAAAAGAGAGGGAAUAUGUGUGUUGAGAUCGAGAUCUUUGUAGUAACAAGUGACUUUAAGUAAACGUGUUCUUCUGUCAUCUGGUGUGCUGAGUGUCGUCUAGAGUGUGUCUCCUGUCCCCGAGUUUGUGUCCAAAACCGCAGCCCCAAGCAUCAUCUCCUGCUGGCGGACGGGGAACCCAGUGUUGGGAAUUGUGUGGAGACUCCAGCAAGGCACCGAAAAUUGAUACCCAAGUUCUGUUCGGCGGGUGGUCGUCGUCGCGAUCCGCCAUGGCACCGCUACGCUCCGGUAGGGCCGUCCCGGGCAGCGAGGGACCAGUGGCAACGAUCACGUCCUCGAGCAGCACCACCAUCGGUGGCAUGUACGAACCGCAGUACUACUGGAGCUCGAGCGCCGGCGACUCGGACCACGGCUUCGAGUCGUCCCACUCGGGCGACGGGUCCGGCUCGGAGGGCGCCGGCAUGGUCCGGUGCUGCCUGCCGCUCGGCGAAUGUCUGAAGCCGAAGGGUGCGGGCGGAAACAACCCAUUCUCCGAGCUGGGCGCCAUGAUCAACCUGGAGGAUCUGCGGGAGUGCGUGCGCGUCCAGUGCAGCAACGAGUCGUGCACGGCCGGGCAGUACAUGCACCGGGAGUGCUUCGACCGGUGGGAGGAUGAGGCACUCGCCUGCCUGAAGUCGACCGGGCGGGCCCGCUCGUGGUCGGACAAGCAGCGCCAGCAGUACCUCUGGACGAAGAAGGGCUACGAUCUGGUGCAGAAGGUGUGCGGCUGCAAGUGUGGCCGGGGCAGCCUGAAGAAGGAUCUCGACUGGAAUGCGCCCACCACGGCCACCAUGUUUGGCAGAGCGCUGGUUGGUACUGGUGGUGGUGGUGGUGGUGUUGGUGGAGAUGUCCAGAUUGGAACUGGCGGUGGAACAAUGCUGGGACCGAUCGGUGACGAUGAGACGAUGAAGAAGCAGAAGAAAAAGAAAAACCGCCACAACCAGAAGCUGGCGAUCUCGAUGAGUGCUAGCAGCAGCGCCAACAGCAGCGCCACCAGCAGCCCCAACAGCCAGCAGCAGCAGCAGCACCAGCAGCAUCAACAGCAUCAGCUGCAACAGCUACACCAGCAGCAGCUGGCCCAACAACAGCAUCUUCUGCUGCAGCAGCAGGACCAUCAGCAGCAGCAGCAGCAGCAACAGCAGGCGGCGGAUGACUUGCUAUCGAUUCUGAGCAAGAUCCGCGUGUCGGCGGCAUUGAACACGACGGCGGCUACACCGGGUCGGCGCGUCGAUCUCACCAACCUGAAUGUCCUGCCCAUGAUGGGAAUGCAGCGCCAGCAGCAGCACCUUCACAACAACGGCGGCGGUGCAUCCAUCAUGUCGCCCGGCUUGCUGACGAACGCGGUCGUUGCCUCGGCCCGCAUGCGUGCCAACAGCCUGUCGUCGUCGAUCAGCAACGGGUCGUGCACGCCACCGGCCUCGUCGAUCGGCGGCGGCUCGGAACAGUCCGUCUCGCCGAUCCACAAUCAGCCGCCGAGCCCGGCCAGCAUUGCCAAGCUGCCGCUGACGCCCAAGUCGAAGGUCGAGCUGUACUCGGAGCGUGUCAGAGCUACAUCUGGUGCCAACGGGAUCUUCUCGCGCCGCUUGGACUUCUCGUCGUUCAACGUAUUGCCGCGACAGCGAAUAAACUCCUACUCCAUAAAGAUUGAAGAUGAAGGCAAUCACGGAAACGAUGAAACGCGUCUGUUCAUUCUGUCGUCGCUAGCUGCCCAGCACAAGAGUCGCGUCGCCUGUGUACUUUGCGAGGAACCGAUGCUAGUCUUUGACCGCUACCCUCUGGUCGAUGGAACGUUCUUCCUCAGCCCGAAACAGCACAAUAAAGGAUGCAUUGAGGUGAAGUACGAGAAUCGUGUUCAAUAUCUGACAUCCGUCUGCAUGGCGUGCCUGGAAGGCGUCGAGCCAAACCGUAUCGUACGGUGCAGAUUUUGCGUAAACAAAUGGGACGGUUCGUCGCUUGUUUUGGGCACCAUGUAUUCCUACGAUAUCUUUGCCGCGAUGCCAUGCUGCACGGAACGAUUGAAGUGCAACAACUGCUUCAAACUGAUGCUGUCGCCGCACCAGCGGCUGAACUUCUACAGCGACUACAGCCACAGUGUGUCGUGUCCGUACUGUUCGGCGCAGGACAACCACUUCGUGAAGCCGCUGUCCUACUGCUACACCAAGCAGCCCAUGCAGUACUUCCAGCAGUGGCCAUAACAUGAGGCCACGUUGGAAUCGCCGAAGU
Anopheles arabiensis is the source of this 4324-nucleotide messenger RNA. Its product is annotated as headcase protein-like. The record is from RefSeq and is a predicted model, not a curated record. The coding region runs from base 2332 to 4296 and encodes 654 amino acids. NCBI's taxonomy places the organism in Eukaryota, Metazoa, Arthropoda, Insecta, Diptera, Culicidae. The transcript has 6 exons.